AUGGAUUUUCCUGCAGGAUUUGGAUGGUGGGUAGUCACCUCAGCUUAUCAAGUGGAAGGACGAGAAGAAGGGAGCCAUUUGAAGAUGGUGAAGGUUUUUCUAGACAGAGUGCAGGUUGAUCCUGGCAUAAUCCAUGUUGCUUAUGAUGCUUAUGAUUCCCAGCUUCAGUUGCCAUUUCCCAGACCUCCAGAAAUGAGAAUGAGGAAUCUCUGCUAUGAUAAUUGCAACAACUGCCAUGUAGAAGGCAUCUUCCAUGGGGACUAUGAAGAAGAGAUAACCAGUUCCCAGGAACCUGUUACGUUCAAGGAUGUGGCCGUGGACUUCACCAAGGAGGAGUGGGGGCAGCUGGACCCUGCACAAAGGGCCCUGUACAAAGAGGUGAUGCUGGAGAUCUAUGGCAACCUGGUCUUAGUGGGAAAGAAACCUUAUGACUGUGCCGAGUGUGGCAAGAGCUUCAGUCAGAGCACAGACCUUCACAUCCACCAGAGAGUCCACACAAGAAAGAAACCUUUUGUGUGCGAUACAUGCGGCAAAGGCUUCAGUUAUAACACGAAUCUUUGCGUGCAUCAGAGGGUCCACACAGGAGAGAAACCUUUUAAGUGUGAGGAGUGUGGCAAGGGCUUCCAUCAGAGCCCCAACCUUCGCAUCCACUGGAGAGUCCACACUGGAGCAAAACCGUACAGAUGUGAGGAGUGUUGUGAGAGCUUCAGACAGAACGUAGACCUCCAAGAGCAUCAGAGGGUCCACACAAGAGAAACCAUUUCAAUGUGA
This is a messenger RNA of Lipotes vexillifer (Yangtze River dolphin), 771 nucleotides long. RefSeq names its product protein krueppel-like. Lineage: Eukaryota; Metazoa; Chordata; Mammalia; Artiodactyla; Lipotidae. Gene Ontology annotation, molecular function: DNA-binding transcription factor activity, RNA polymerase II-specific; RNA polymerase II transcription regulatory region sequence-specific DNA binding. Gene Ontology annotation, biological process: regulation of transcription by RNA polymerase II. The transcript has 3 exons. The coding region runs from base 1 to 771 and encodes 256 amino acids. The record is from RefSeq and is a predicted model, not a curated record. Gene Ontology annotation, cellular component: nucleus.